This is a messenger RNA of Stegastes partitus (bicolor damselfish), 7189 nucleotides long. It is a transcript of the gene foxo3b, whose product is annotated as forkhead box O3b. Gene Ontology annotation, cellular component: mitochondrial matrix; nucleus. Gene Ontology annotation, molecular function: DNA-binding transcription factor activity, RNA polymerase II-specific; RNA polymerase II cis-regulatory region sequence-specific DNA binding. The transcript has 4 exons. NCBI's taxonomy places the organism in Eukaryota, Metazoa, Chordata, Actinopteri, Pomacentridae. The record is from RefSeq and is a predicted model, not a curated record. The coding region runs from base 1750 to 3741 and encodes 663 amino acids. Gene Ontology annotation, biological process: regulation of transcription by RNA polymerase II.
GGUCCAGAGCAUCACUUACAGGAUGGAGGAGCAUCUUGGAUUUCUGCCCUCAUCUCUCUGGCCAAUAAACCAGGUGACGUCAUCCCGGACUACAGGAGGAAGGGGGCGUGGCCUGGGCGCCGUGACAGGACGUGAUUGACAGGCCUGGUGCCUGAUUAAAGGCGCCACGAACAGUGAGCUCUCCUCAAGAUGCUUCAUAAUGAUGAAUGAUGAUGUUAAUGAGCAUCUGACCCCAGUGAGGAGUUUCUGUCACGUUACACUGAUGUUACGGUUCAAUCAGAGAAGCGCGUCGUCCUGGAUACGGUCACGUUCCCGCUGGAUCAGGGAAGAGGCGCCACUGGAAACAUCUGAGGAGACAACGAGGCAUGCAGGAGUGUAUUUAACAAUAAAAUGAUCAUGAAUGAUAGUCCUGUACUGAUUUAUUAUCAUAUAAAUUAAUCAGUGCUCAACAGACUCAUUAGCAGCUACCUGACAGUCAGCUCUCAUUUUGGAGAACAUUUUAAUUUAAGUUGCAAUUUUUUGGACUUCUGUAAAAUUAAAGGCAGUGACAUUUUUUUCCCAUAUUUUAUGAAAUUUUAUGAAAAUCAUCAAUCCACUCAGCUCAUAAGAUGACGUUUUUCUAUAAACAAUAAUUCAUUGAUUUGUCAACACACAGCAGCUACAUUGAUAAUCAAGAAGUCAUUUCUGAAGCAAAUUUAAAUGUGAGCAGCUAUUUUUUUAAAGACUUCUGUAACAUUAAAGGCAGUGAAUUAUUACUUUUUUCAUAUUUUAUGACGUUUUAUGGAAAUAACCAACACACUCCGUUUAUAGAAUCACAUUUUCUAUAAAUCAAUUAAAAAAUAUCAGCGCACAGAAGAAAAACUAGCAGCUAUACUGAUCAUCAAGACGUUUUGUGAGUCAUUUUUGAAGCAAAAUUGAAUGUGAGUUGCUAUUUUUUAAGACUUCUGUGAAAUUAAAAGCAGUGAAUUUGGGUUUAUUUAAAAUAUUUUCUGAAAAUAAUCCCGACAUUGCGCUCAUGUGGUGCCAGAUAACAUCCUACUGCUGGAAGGUGUCCUGGAACCUGUAAAUAAAAUGUCUGUGCUGUUAAAAUUCGCUCCGACAUGAAGUUCUAGGUUAGAUUUCAGUCCUUUCUUCUUCUCAUGUGGUGCCCAUCAUGUGUUUUUACGCACAUCACCGACAUGUCAGGACGUAUCCUCGCCUCCACCUGCGCGCAGUCCGGCUGCAGUGUCUCUUUAAAAGGCGAUCCCAUGCUCAGAUCCAGGGGGCUGGCCCUUCAUCGACUUGCAUGCGUGUGUGUGAGUGUGUGUGUGUCCGUACGUAAGUGUGCGUUUGUAUGAGUGCUCGUGAGUGUGUGUGUGUGGAGCGCUGAGUGGAGAGCAGAUCGAGAUACAGUAGUAACCCGGAGUGAGGUGGCAGUCUUCUUCCACAUCGACACCGAGCUGCCCUGCGCACAUCCUCUCUGCCUCCAGAGCGCACUUGAGGAGUGAAAGAGAAAAGAGUCAAGAUGGCAUCUGGAAGUGGACAAUCCGGGAUCUAGUCUUCUGGUUUUCUCCUGCUCCCGCUGAGUGACUGGCCGUCCAAGGCUGAUAAGUAAGUUGCUGUCUCCCUGGUGGGACUCCAGCGCUGCUGAAUAGCAACAAAGGACGGGAGCGCGCAUUCAUGGGACGCGACUUUGACAGCUCUUCAUCUCUGCGCUUCUAACUUUAUUACCUGCAGCUGGGGGGAGAUCGUGACUGGAGGUGGGGGAUCAUGGCCGAGGCUCCGCUCCCCGACGCGCUCCCGGACUUAGACGUGGUCAUCGACCCGGAUUUUGAGCCCCAGAAGCGGCCGAGGUCUUGCACCUGGCCGCUGCCACGGCCGGACUCGAGCGCGGUGAAACCGGAGAGCAACGACACAGAUAUCAUACCGGAGGAGGAGGACGACGAGGAGGACAAUGCCACCGCUGCGGCCAUCGGUGUCAACGGCUCCGGCGUGGCGGCGGACGACCAGAGCAGCAGCAGCCCGGCCGCGGACGGAGCGCUGUCCUCCCCGGGCCAGGACAGCGGAGGCUCCCCGCUCUCCACGCACUCCCCGACGGCCACCUCGGGCGCCCUGACCCCCAGCAGCCUGGCCGCGGCGCAGACCCCGAGGAAAGCGUCCUCUCGCCGGAACGCCUGGGGGAACCUGUCCUACGCCGACCUGAUCACCAAAGCCAUCGAGAGCGCGCCAGACAAGAGACUGACCCUGUCCCAGAUCUACGACUGGAUGGUCAGAUCCAUCCCCUACUUCAAAGACAAAGGCGACAGCAACAGCUCUGCAGGAUGGAAGAACUCCAUCCGGCACAACCUCUCCCUCCACAGCCGCUUCAUCCGAGUCCAGAACGAGGGAACAGGAAAGAGUUCCUGGUGGAUGAUCAACCCAGAGGGAGGGAAGGGUGGCAAGGCUCCACGGCGCCGGGCGGUCUCCAUGGACAACAGCAACAAGUACACUAAGUCUGCCCGCGGCCGCGCUGCCAAGAAGAAGGCCGCCCUGCAGGCUGCAGCUGCAGCUGGUGAAGGUGGUGGAGACAGUCCGUCAGGUCUCUCCAAGUGGCCUGGAAGCCCAACGUCACGCAGCAGCGAGGAGCUGGAUGCCUGGACAGACUUCCGCUCUCGCACUAACUCCAACGCCAGCACACUGAGCGGCCGCCUCUCGCCCAUUCUGGCCAAUCCCGAGCUAGACGAGGUGCCCGACGACGAGCCUCCUCUCUCGCCGAUGCUCUACUCCAGUCCUGGCAGAGCGCUGUCUCCUGGGAAUGCCACGAACAAUGGUGGGAAAGCUGUGCCGACUGAGCUGCCCCGCCUGGCGGACCUGGCAGGUACAAUGAACCUGAAUGACGGACUCACAGACGACCUGAUGGACGAGCUGCUGGACAACAUCAACUUGGUGCCAACCACUUCCAGCCAGGUCACAUCGAAUGGUUCCUCAGGGUUCAGUUUUGGGUCCAAACCCAACGGGAUCGGCUCGCCUUCCUCCACUUCCUCUCAACCCUCCAAUUCUUCUUCUAAUGGGGGAAGUAACGGCUACAGUAACUCCAUCUUCGGCCCUCACGCAGCGAGCUCCUCUCUGCGUCCGUCCCCCAUGCAGACCAUCCAGGAGAACAAGCAGACGUCCUUCUCCAGCAUCAGCAUGUCCCGCUUCGGCAGCCAGACACUACAAGACCUGCUCAACUCCGACAGCCACAACCACAGCGACGUCAUGAUGACCCAGUCUGACCCGCUGAUGUCACAGGCCAGCGCGGCAGCCGUCAUUUCCCAGAACUCACGCCGCGGCCUCAUGCUCCGCAACGAUCCCGUCAUGACCUUUGGGACCACCGGAGGACUUCAGAGCAGCCAGCUCCUGCAAAGUAACAACCACAACCAGAGGUCUAUAAACGGAGGCCUGAACCUAGCCAACGAGGCUAACGCGCUGGCUAACGCCAAACAGCAGCUCCUGCUCUCACCCUUGGGAGGAAACGGGUCUUCGUCCAUGCAGAUCGACACCUCAAUCUUCCUGAACGGAACAGUUAGCAGCAGCGGAGGGAUCUGUCAGGACCGUUUCCCCACAGAUCUGGACUUGGACAUGUUCAACGGCAGCCUGGAGUGCGACAUGGACUCCAUCAUCAGGAACGAGCUGAUGGAUGCAGACGGCCUGGAUUUUAACUUUGACUCUCUGGCCAACAUGAACGGAGUCGGCAACUUCACAAGCACCAAGCAGACCUCUCAGAGCUGGGUGCCCGGCUGAGGGGCUCGCUGCAAAGCAGGUCUGAACUGUGCGGUGCAAGAGAAGAUCAGACACACAACAUCCUUUUUUUGCCAAACCUGCCAUCAGCACAAUGUAAUAUACAAACCCUGUGUUUACAGAAGAAGACUUCCUCCUGAGAGCUUUACCUUCGCUCCCACACUGGUGAACCGUGAACGAUCCAACAGACUCUAGAGAUGCUGCACAUCAGCCCUCAAAGCCUCCUGUGAAACACCGACGAAAGAAACAAUCACGACAAACUCACAAAUCUUAGAAUUAUGCAAUUUUCCUUUGACACCCAGUCUGUUGAUAUCAAAGAGAGUCUGCUUAUCAGAGGGGGUUUCAGGUGGAAUACAAGGACUGGAGAUCAAGCAAAUACAGAAGGAGUGCACGGUGCAGUUGUUCCCGUCGAAGGCGACAAAAAAAAGAGACAAAAGUGUAAAAAAACAAAAAAACAACAAAAAUGGAGAAGUGAUGUGGUGUAAAUCUGAUCCAGUGGUUUCCUGGGAUGUGUUCUGUUGAAAAGAAAAAAAACAAGAAUUCCUUCUGUUCUUAGUGAUUUUAAAUGUUCUGUGUUUGUUUUUUGGAUUUUCUGUUGUUAUCAUACUUGUUUCUGGAUCAUACACGUCUGUACAGAAAGAAUUUGGUGUUUUUUUGGUGAAAUGAAGCGAUGAAAGCGAAGAGUUUGAACUCACUGAGCGGCCGGCAUACAGCAGACACACACACCGGCCGACCGGCACGUCGACCCGGUGGUCACAUCCUGAAUUCCUCAGUUCAACGCCAUGCACUCGCUGUUUCCUUAUUAUAAAUUGCUUGAAUUUAAAUUAACUUCAGCAUAUUGAGGGUUUUAUUACAAUUAGCUGAAUACUACGACAUGAUUUAUCCUUGUGUAUAGCAAACUGUAAAAAACAAAGAAAAAAGAAAAAAAAAGACAAAAGCCUAGAAGAAGAGUUGUCCUGGAUGGAUCCUUGUACAGCGCAGGGCAGUGGGACGUUCAAGGAAACAUCUUGUCUGUCUUAGUUUUCUUAGCUUUGGUGAGUUCUGUGGAGGUCAUUUUUAUCACAGCAUAUGAUGUAGCCAAACUGAAUACCUGUGUCCGAGGGUUGUGAACAUUUCCACACCAUAACAGGUGCUAUACGAACAGUGUUGAUCCUGUCCUGAGAGCAAGCCGUGCAUUUUGUUGGUUCUGUUUGUGUUUUGUUUUCCUCUGUUUUUACCCAUGACCUGCAGAAGCCCAGAGCUCUAGCCACUUGUAGCACGGCCAGGUUGAAGACGGCAGGGGGAGCAGGGUUUUUAGGCUCAUUCCUCUAGAAGCCAUUUGUUUCUUGAGUAUAACAAUAAGCUAUCUCUGUAUAUUGCCAAAUUACUUGAAACAAACAGUAGGAUAUGCUGGCAGCCAAAUCACAGCACACACACACACACACACACACACACACACACACGUAUAUAUAUAUAUAUAUAUAUUACACUCACAGAUAGAAAAACAACAGCAGGGAUGUGUAUUGAAGCUCUGCUGUUUUCUCGUCUCGAGCUCGUGGGGCUUGUUAUGCAUAUACAGAAUCACUCAGGGGGGAAAAGGGAGGCUUCCCGUUUAACAAACAUCAAGUCACAUUCGAAUGGUAUUUUAACAUUUCUUGCUUAAAAAAUAAUAAUAAUAAUAAUGAAAAGGCAAUGCUUUGUGUUUGUGAACUUGUAACCUGUGAACUUUUGGCAGUGGAGAUGAAGAGGAGGAAGGAAGACAGACGUCAGGAUGAUUACUUCACGCAGUCUGUUAGGUUGUUUUUUGGUUUUGCUGACAUUGUUUUGUUGUUUUUUUUGUUCUCCUCUCGUUGGACUUGUGAUGCACAUACACACACAUGCCCUCAUGGACACGCCUGGUGCUCCUGCAGGUGACUUCCUGUAUCUCCUGACUACAUGUCGAUGUGUGUUAAUCUAUGGAGUUCAUUUCAGUUGAAUUUAAUCCACGAGGAUGUGUAAUCCCUCACGGUGCAUACAGCACAGCCGACUGUAUGCAUGUAUGUAUUUAUGCAUCAUGAAUUGUGUGAAAUGCAUAUUUACUCGCUGUAUGUCCUUAUAUACUCAUGUAGUACUUGACCCUUGGAUUUUGUGAUACCUCUGAAGGUGAAGGUUGCGCGCUGGCUCGGAGGGAACACUGUUACCACAGAUUUCAUUGUUGGACCAGAUUUUGAAAUCGUAUAAAUCUGGACGCCCUGGUGCCCCGUCCCGGUUCGGGGCAGCGACGUGAACGUGUGUUCCCUGCUGUGUAUGAUAGUGUACAGAUUUGCGUAUAUCACUUUGAGGCGGAGGAGCGGGAGUGUGCAUGGUUGGCUAGAAUGAUCUACCGUGCUGUUAGUGCAUGAGCUAGCUGUACCCCCCUCCCCCCCUCCAGUGGUGCCGUCCCUCCACAGAUCGUGACUCGGAGACAGAACCGGGCCUUUUUAGAACCUGAACACACACACUCUGUUCCUAUUUUUAAAAUCAGGGCCGACCGAGGUGCACUCGCGCCAUCCUCCCGCUUUUAUUAUUACGUGAGCGUGUGUGUGUGUGUGUGUGUGUGUGUUUUGCACGUCAAUGCAGAGCCUCUUUAAAGGACGUUCCUCAGCUUCACACUUGAUUUAUUCCACCUGGAGCAGGUUCACGUCCCGGUGCUCUCAGUGAGCCGCUUGUGAGAACUCUGACGUGGUAGAAGUGUCAUCUGACAGCGAGCUGGAAUUUCCAUCUGAUAUUUCCAAAACACGAUCCGUCACUUGGUUUGACAGGGUCUGGGGGGGCGGCGGGAUCCUGAGCCAUCACCUGAGCCGCUGAGCGCUUCAAGUCAUCUGCACCGACUGUACUAAAUAUUACUGGACUUAUCCUGUGAAGAAGACUGACAAGGUGAAGUCAGGGCACGCCGUAAUCCUCUUCUAUUUACAGAGGGGUUAUUGAUCCCUGAUCAGCUGCAGAUCUCAGUCACAGAAAGGCGUUCCUAACAUUUUGUACAUUCAGUGUGAAAUGCUCUUCAGGCAGAUAGUUUACAGCUGAACCAGGCCGUCCACGCAGCCACUCGGUGCUUCAUUCAGGCUCACGUGAAACCUGCUCGUGUCCAACACACACACACACACACACACACACACACACACACACCUGCAGCACAGCACAAGCUGUUUUAAAGUUCAGAAAAGCAACAAAAAAAACUAAAUAGAGACAUACCACUAGAUACCUUAAUCACCUCUUGGACGUUUCCUUUUUAUUAUCUUCUCUUGAAUCCUUCCAUCCUCGCUGAGAAGCCCAGGCCAGCUCCCUCCAAACGCCCUCUGAGCUUUUCCCCUUCAAACUUCGCCCUUUAUUAAUCUUGCUUCUUCUCGACUUGAUGUUAGUGGGUAUUUUUCCUGUGUAUUCCAUUUUGAAUUUUAAUCUAGUUUGUAUAAGAAAUGGUGCGCAUGUAAAUAAAGCUUGGUGAGGCUCCACACUC